Zingiber officinale is the source of this 1890-nucleotide messenger RNA. Its product is annotated as F-box protein At5g46170-like. Gene Ontology annotation, molecular function: protein binding. Bases 231 to 1442 code for a protein of 403 amino acids. The transcript has 2 exons. Lineage: Eukaryota; Viridiplantae; Streptophyta; Magnoliopsida; Zingiberales; Zingiberaceae. The record is from RefSeq and is a predicted model, not a curated record.
UCUCUUUCUCUCAUCGGCGGAGAGGCCACACCGUUGCCCUCCUCAUCCACCGACGGCCGGCUUUCCCACCCUCGUAACCAGGGCUGUUAGGGUUCCUGCCUGGGUGCGGAUUUUCUCUCCGUCCUCAGCUCGAUCUCCAUAAAUGGCACCCCUUUCAACUUGGUAACGCGUGCGAGAUUGAUCCCGUCUCUACACCUCGCCCUGCAGCAAAAUCCCCUCGAUUCUUUCCGAUGGCCUCCAUCGGAGGCCCGGUGGUGGAGGAGCCCAUUCGCUGGCGUGGGGAUUCCAUGGUUGCGAAUGGGGAGGAAGCGGAGGGGAUCGACCACUUCGAUCUGCUGCCGGACUGCUUGCUCCUCGUCGUCUUCAACCUGAUCGGUGACGUCAAAGAUCUGGGAAGGUGCCGCGUCGUUUGCCGACGUUUCAACGCCCUUGCGCAACUGGUAGAGUCCGUACUCGUACGCAUCAUCUCCGACGACCCCUCCGCUUCCCUCGCUGCGGGUUCCGGUGGGGAUAGGUCCCGCGGUUUCAUUUCCCACCUAGCACGCAUCAUCCUUGGUGGCAUCGUGAAGCCCUUGCAAGCUCUCGGUCAUAUGCUCACCCCCUCCGCUGCCGUUGCCUCCACCCAAUGGUCCAGGCUCUCGCAUCCUUCCUCCUCCACCUCUCCGAUGUUGUCAGAUGUUUCCCACCACUGUCCCUCCGAAAUACUGAAGAACUUUCGGGAUAUUCGCCGCCUCCGGAUUGAGUUUCCAGCUGGCGAGCUUGGCCUCGAAGACGGUGUCCUCUUGAAGUGGAAGGCCGAGUUUGGGUCGACCCUCGACAGCUGUGUCAUCCUCGGUGCUGCCUCUGUUCUCUCCUCUACUUCUCUGUCGCCUAUAUCCUCGAACCCCAGCUCUGACUCUAGCUUCCAGGAUGCUUGUAUGAAUGAUGACAACGGUAGCAUGCCUGAAUCAUUUUACAGCAACGGGAACUUGAAGCUUAGACUGUUUUGGACGAUCAGCUCUAUGAUUGCUGCCUCAGCGAGGCAUUACGUCCUCCAGCCAAUUAUCAGUGAGCAUGAGACUCUUGAGACCUUGGAGCUCACAGACGUUGAUGGGCAAGGGUUGCUGACGAUGGGACAGAAACAGUUGCACGAGUUCAGGGUGAAACCAUCUUCUACAGCUGGGAGCUCACAACGGACCCUGGUGCCAGCCCUCAGUAUGCGACUAUGGUACGCACCCUACCUUGAGCUACGUGACGGUGUAGUUCUCAAAGGGGCAACCUUGGUGGCUGUUCGGCCAAGCCAAGAUUGGGGAAGUGAGUUUGUUGGUAACAGGGAUUGUGGUGGUCUCACAAGUUCAUCAGAAAUGUGCUGGAUUUCCAGUGCUUUCAAAGAGCCAUAUAGAUCGGCUGUAGGAAUGCUUAUGAAGAGGAGGAGUUACUGUCUCGAGAUGAAUUCGUUCUGAGUUUGGAAGGAUGGUAAUACACCAUCAUAGAAAGAUUUUGAAGAUCGAGUAGGAGACUAAAACAUGUUCAAAGGAAGAUGACAAUUAUUAGCUAAAUGACGAUUAAUCAACAUGAUCCAUCAAUGGUGACAAUUAUUAGCUAAUUUUAAGCUGUGCUGCUAUCUGUUGCAACUGAAGAAAGCAUUGUAGUGCUACACUGUGCAAAUUAAGGGUGAUGUUUCUCCCACUUUUGUCAACCUAGAUAUAUCCUUGCAUGUUAAUGCUGUAGCCAUUCUAUAGCUCAUCCUGUUUUUUGUCACCAUGAUCCACUUUAGUUUCAUUGCUACCAAAAAUUGUAUUAAAGCUUAUGAGUUUGCCUUCUGUUGCAUAGCUCUGCUUUUAUGCACUGCAUUCUCAUGUCAACAUUGCUUACGCCAAAAUGUCAUUUGCGUGGUAUAUCCUUUACUCA